Sardina pilchardus (European sardine) is the source of this 2095-nucleotide messenger RNA. RefSeq names its product rho-related GTP-binding protein RhoE-like. Gene Ontology annotation, molecular function: GTP binding; GTPase activity; protein kinase binding. Gene Ontology annotation, biological process: small GTPase-mediated signal transduction. The record is from RefSeq and is a predicted model, not a curated record. Gene Ontology annotation, cellular component: cytosol. Lineage: Eukaryota; Metazoa; Chordata; Actinopteri; Clupeiformes; Clupeidae. The transcript has 5 exons. Bases 78 to 788 code for a protein of 236 amino acids.
GCACGUGCAGCGCGCGUUUGCCGGAUAUUCUUGUCGGUGGACUUCUGUUUCACGACUCCAAGCUCCACAGACGCUACAUGAGGCUACCGCAGAAACACGACAUGGAUCUCAAUCAGAAUGUAAAAUAUAAGAUAGUGGUUGUCGGCGAUAGCCAGUGUGGAAAAACUGCUUUACUUCACAUAUUUGCAAAAGACUGCUUUCCAGAGAGCUAUGUACCCACUGUAUUUGAGAACUAUACUGCCAGCUUUGAAAUCGACGGACAACGAAUUGAACUCAGCCUUUGGGACACCUCAGGAUCAGCCUAUUAUGACAAUGUCCGACCCCUCUCCUACCCGGACUCAGAUGCAGUACUCAUCUGUUUUGACAUCAGUAAAGCAGAGACUCUGGACAGUGUCCUUAAGAAGUGGAAACCUGAGGUGACAGAGUUUUGCCCCAACACCCAGAUCUUUCUGGUUGGAUGCAAGUCGGACCUACGCACAGAUCUGUCCACAUUGUUAGAACUUUCACAUCACAAGCAGAUACCAGUGUCAUAUGACCAUGGUUCAACCAUGGCCAAGCAGAUCUCGGCUCCCUACCUGGAGUGUUCGGCCCUGCAGUCUGAGAACAGCGUGAGAGACAUUUUUCACGUGACCACCCUGGCCUGCGUCAAUAAGGGCCACAAGAAAGUCAAACACCAAAAAGCCUCCAGGGCCACAAAGAGGAUCUCCCACAUGCCCGCACAGCCCGACUUGCCCGCUGUGCCAGCAGAUUUACGCAAAAGCAAAACCAGGAGCUGCACCGUCAUGUGAGGAGGUGAACCUAAUGGGGUUCACCAGAACCCUGACCAGUGGGCAAAAGAGGACAGUUUAGGAAGGAUUCUGGGAUACUGUGCUAGUUGUAUCUAGUACUAUCUAGGUGCCGGCCUUUUAACACUUCGGCACCUCAUCCAGGAGUUGUUAUUGACUGAGCAUUAUUUAAAGAAUGGCAAGAUUUAAAGAAGCAACAGAGGAAAAGGGUGCUUUGGAUGGCAGCGCUCAGACAAGAAGACUGGACAUCAGUUCUGGAUUUAGCCUGUUUGUCAGUAAUCAUGUGCUUCUCCGUAGAAAGUUAGUGACAAACCAUCACUGUUUGAAGUCUUACUGUGUUCAAUUUGUUAUACUGAAAGUGGGCCCUCUUUUUUUUCACCGUCCAGGACAUUGUCAUGAAAUAUCUGCCUUUCAUAAUAUUGAAUACCAAAGAGAAUCCUGUCCGGUUGUUGAUUUUCCUGAACCUCCUACAGUUGCUUGAUAUCUGAGGUUUCGCUGUGUCAAUUUGAAAAAAUGAUUUUGACUGUUCUGUUUGAAAGUUUUGUUUAGAGCAUGUGUUCGCCUCUAGUGACGCCUCAUACCAAUAGUAGUGUCCCAGACCUCAACUUCAGUGCCUAAGUACAGGGAUGUGUGAGUUUUAUGCUGGACAGAGGACACAAGGUCCUUGAGUAUACAGCUAUGCAAAAGGAGAUGGAUUUGGAUCGGCAAAUUGUAUGGCCACUACAUAGAAAUGUCAGUCCUUUAUCUUUUUGCCAUCAUUGUGUCUUCCGUCAUAUCACUCUGCUAUUGUAGGUCAUUCUGGGGGGGUCAGCUCUUAACAGUGCCGUGAGUGCUGCAAUGUGUGACAGAAUCUGGUGACUGUGAAUGAAAUACAGUAACUGAAGCUGGCUAGUUCUAAGGAUUGUUUUUAAAAUUAUACUUAUUGUAUCUGACCUGGAACCUCUCAGAACUAUUAUUACAGCACCAACUUGGGAGCAAUACAUGACAUGAGAUGAUGGGAAAUGGAUUUGGAAUUGCGAAGUCACAAAAAUCAGCUGUUAGACCUCAGCCCAUAGAAUGUCUGUGCUUUGAUUCUGUUUUUGAAGUAUUUAUUUAUCUUAUGCAUUUUUUGACCCGUUUGUAAUACAUUUCUGUUAAGAGCAUUUUCAGAAGCUUCCAUUUUUUUUGUAGUCAGCUAAAUCACAAUUCAAGGUUAUGAGUAGGAUGCAAGUUGGUUGGUUAUUUUCAGUGAGCAAGUGAAUGUAUUUUGAAGGAAGACAAACAAGUAACAAUGAGUAUUGGCUUAUUCACAAUAAAAGUGUUAUUGGUUA